Anoplopoma fimbria (sablefish) is the source of this 1320-nucleotide messenger RNA. It is a transcript of the gene adi1, whose product is annotated as acireductone dioxygenase 1. The record is from RefSeq and is a predicted model, not a curated record. Lineage: Eukaryota; Metazoa; Chordata; Actinopteri; Perciformes; Anoplopomatidae. Gene Ontology annotation, molecular function: acireductone dioxygenase [iron(II)-requiring] activity. The transcript is spliced from 4 exons. The coding region runs from base 83 to 637 and encodes 184 amino acids.
UGGCUAGGUCCACUCCUUACUUCCGGUUUAGGAUCGCAGUCACGUGACACGGUUCUCCGGGAGUCGAGCUGUGAACCCGAGCAUGGCGGAGGCCUGGUACAUGGACAGCGUCGAGGGGGACCAGAGGAGGCCGCACAGACUGACCCCCGACCAGCCCGCUGCACCGCAGGAGCUCGGUGUGUUUUACUGGAAGCUGAACGCUGACAUCUAUGAAACAGACCCAGAGCUGGAGCGGAUUCGCAAAGACCAAGGCUACUCCUACAUGGACAUCAUCUCCAUUCACAAGGACACACUACCCAACUAUGAGGAGAAGCUGAAGAUGUUCUUUGAGGAGCACCUGCACUUGGAUGACGAGAUCCGCUACAUCCUGGACGGCCAGGGAUACUUUGAUGUUCGGAGCAAGGAUGAGCGCUGGAUCCGGAUCGCCGUGACAAAGGGGGACCUGAUCACCCUGCCGGCCGGAAUCUACCAUCGCUUCACCCUGGACGAGACCAACUACGUCAAAGCCAUGAGGCUGUUUGCGGGGGAGCCGGUGUGGAAAGCUUACAACCGGCCCGCCGACGACUUUGACGUCCGCCAGAAGUACUUGGCUUCUCUGCAGGAACCCGGAGAGAGAACUGUGUCAUGCUUAAGAUGAAUUAAUUAACACUAAUGAGAUGCAGAGUUAGCUGGGUGUGGCAAAAUACAAAAAUCAAACUACGGUAAAUAACAGCACGCACAACCGCCAAUGGCUAUGAAAGAGGGUAUUUGGUAGCUGAUGAGAGGGCACUUCAACAGUUCAAGGGCUGGCAGCAGCAUCAGUGCUCUGUGUGGACGCUACAUGCGAUGCUCAGUGAGCAUCACACUACAUUGCUACAGAGCAUUGCUCACGCAUGUAGUGUGGCCAUUACAGAUAUUAAAAGGUUAUCAUAUUUUGCACAUCAACAUUUCAGUUUCCAGUUGGAUCAAGAUUCUACAAACAUGAUCAGAUAAUAAAAACUUGUCAAACUUUAAUGUACUUAAAAUCUGCAAAAAAUAAGGGGUCAUUCUGCAUGAGUACUUAUACUUUAGUUACCCAAGUAUAAACGACAUGAACUUUAACUCAAGUGCUUGAGUGGGGUCUGAAUACUUGUUUCACCACAGGACAACCUGCAGUGCCUUGUUCUAUAGAGUGGUUGUCUGUGGUGUGAGCUGCAGUCAGACUAACCCUCAACAGCAUGUUGAAAUACACAACUAAUACGCAGUAUAUUUCCCUUUCGUACUGAUCUGUGCUAGUGGGGUGGAGCAUUUCUGACAGAUUCACAUACAUUUGUGUUGUAUGGAAAAUAAAACUGCUGCUAA